Corvus hawaiiensis (hawaiian crow) is the source of this 840-nucleotide messenger RNA. It is a transcript of the gene ANKRD37, whose product is annotated as ankyrin repeat domain 37. Gene Ontology annotation, molecular function: protein binding. The transcript has 5 exons. The record is from RefSeq and is a predicted model, not a curated record. The coding region runs from base 92 to 607 and encodes 171 amino acids. Lineage: Eukaryota; Metazoa; Chordata; Aves; Passeriformes; Corvidae.
GGGCUGCGGGCCCGGCGCUCGCAGCCGGCCGCGGACAGACCCGCGCCUCGGACCCCCAGCCCCGAGGGCCCCGCGCCCAGCAACGGGAGCGAUGCUGAUGCUGGACUGCACUUCAGAGUCUGGUAGUUUCAGCAACUUAUUUGAGAUAGGAACCGGUGUGAACGCACCUGCAGAUGCCUUUGGUCAGUCUCCAGCUCACUUGGCUGCUUGUGGUGGUGAAGCUUUUUUUCUACUGUGGCAACUGCAGACAGGAGCAAAUCUGAACCAACAGGAUUGCCUUGGAGAAGCCCCGAUACAUAAAGCAGCAAAAGUUGGGAGUUUGGAAUGUCUUGCUCUCCUUGUUGCUGGUGAUGCUAAAAUUGACUUGUGCAACAACAGUGGACAGACGGCAGCAGACCUCGCACUGGAUUGUGGCUUUCUGGAAUGUGCCAAGUUCCUCAGGACAAUUCAGCACACUCAGGCAAUGAAACUGAGAGGACAGUCUGGACACUCGCUAAGUGACAAACAUGGCUUGCAGAGAGAGGAUCCAACUGCACAGAAACAAGAAAGUGAAACCAGCAGAUCCAUAAACAGGAAGAGGAGAAGAUCAGAUGAUCUUGUCUCCUAGCUGCCAGAAGAAACAGCUGUAAUCCCAACAUGAAAUAAGGGGAAUCUGAAGUCUGAAGAACCAUGACUGGAUGAUACACUGAGCAGUCAGAUGUGUGUGCUGGGACACUGUCUCCUUCUGAGAAGGAGGAAAGCUUGUUUAUUGUUACUUCUUACAGAAGAAUGCUGUGAGGUUUUUCCCCCCCUAGAAUACUUGUAUUCAUACAGCUAUAAAUAAAUGAGCAUGUAAAAAUU